UUCGUCACUCUCUUUCUCUCUCAUCACCUCAAGACACAGCAAAUGAGAGACGAGCUGUAAUCACAUGGAGCUGUUUGUCUAAUGGGGCCUCUCUCUUUCUCUCUCCCUCUUCAUACCAAUUAUGAGCUAGAUAAUUAAAAAAAAGGAAAAUAUUUCUUUACCAUAUCGAUCGUCUGAACAGAGAAAUGGCUGAUGAUAAGGAAAUGUCGGCACAGGUUGUUGAUGGAAAUGGAGCUGAAACUGGUCACAUCAUAUCCACUACAAUCGGAGGCAAGAAUGGAGAACCAAAACAGACUGUGAGUUACAUGGCAGAGCGUGUGGUAGGGGCUGGAUCAUUUGGAAUUGUUUUCCAGGCAAAAUGUAUAGAAACGGGGGAAACUGUGGCUAUAAAAAAGGUUUUACAAGACAAAAGAUACAAGAAUCGUGAGUUGCAGUUGAUGAGAACAAUGGAUCAUCCAAAUGUGGUUUCUUUGAAGCAUUGUUUCUAUUCAACUACAAGCAAAGAUGAACUUUUUCUCAAUCUGGUGAUGGAAUAUGUCCCAGAGACAAUUUUUCGGGUUUUAAAGCAUCACAGUGAUGCUCGUCAAAGGAUGCCUCUCAUUUAUGUCAAACUAUACACAUAUCAAAUAUUUAGGGGCCUAGCAUACAUGCAUAUGGUUGCUGGAGCAUGCCACAGGGACUUGAAGCCUCAAAAUGUCCUGGUUGAUCCUCUUACUCACCAAGUCAAGAUCUGUGACUUUGGAAGCGCAAAAAUGCUAGUGAGGGGAGAAGCAAAUAUAUCAUAUAUUUGUUCUCGUUUUUAUCGGGCCCCAGAACUUAUCUUUGGUGCUACUGAGUAUACAACUUCGAUUGAUAUAUGGUCGGCUGGUUGCAUUCUUGCUGAGCUUCUUUUGGGGCAGCCACUAUUUCCUGGAGAAAAUGCAGUGGAUCAGCUUGUGGAGAUUAUUAAGGUUCUGGGGACGCCAACUCGAGAAGAACUUCGAUGUAUGAAUCCCAACUACACUGAUUUUAGGUUUCCUCAAGUAAAGGCACACCCUUGGCACAAGGUAUUUCAUAAACGGAUGCCUCCGGAAGCCAUUGAUCUUGCUUCAAGGCUCCUUCAGUACUCUCCAAGUCUUCGUUGCAAUGCUCUUGAAGCAAUAGCACAUCCUUUCUUUGAUGAGAUUCGGCAACCUAAUGCUCGCCUACCAAAUGGUCGACAAUUACCACCUCUAUUCAACUUCAAACAAGAGCUAUCUGCAGCAUCUCCCGAGUUAGUGAACAGGCUAAUUCCUGAUCACGUCAAGAGGCAAAUCGGUCUACAAAUUAUACCACCUGUCACUGUGGGUGUCAGAACAUAAUAUAUAUACAAAGGAGAUCUGUUGUGGAUUGUGGAAUUUUAACCAAAAUUCACAGAGAGGGUUGGGUUCACAUGAAACCGCAUCAUAUCUUCUUUCACAAACUUAAGUUUGCCAGGACAAAAGAAAGGAGGACCGUUUGUGUAUUUUUUUUAUAUAGUAUGAAAGGCUCAACCACUACGUCGUAAAUGCAAGUGUACAAGGAAAGGAAAGACCCGAAAAUACAAGGAAGAGUGAAGUUUUUGGGUGGCUGUUGAAGGGUUUUUUAUACUUGAAAAGAAUUCAGGGAUAUGUGAUGAUGAGAUGUUGUGUAGCUUUUUAGUAAGUAAUGACUUGUG
Lactuca saligna is the source of this 1675-nucleotide messenger RNA. The record is from the annotation of a GenBank genome assembly. Lineage: Eukaryota; Viridiplantae; Streptophyta; Magnoliopsida; Asterales; Asteraceae.